GCCGUUCGUGCCGGUGGCCAUAUGACCUGGGCCAAUGCUUCCAAUAUCUACGAUGGCGUAACGAUUAACCUCGUACUAAUGGUCGAUAUCGAGUACUCCUCCUUAACUACAUAUGUUAGCAUCGGUGCCGGCGCGCUCUGGCGCGAUGUCUACGUAGCACUCGAGCCCUACGGUGUUACCGCACUGGGCGGCCGCACCUCAACAGUGGGAGUCGUAGGUUUCGUCCUUAGCGGCGGUAAUAACUUCCUCAGCUCCAAGGUCGGCCUGGGGUACGAUAAUGUUGUUAACUUUAAAGUCGUCCUCGCUAACGGACGUAUUAUUAACGCGAAUAGAGAUAAGUAUGCGGACCUAUAUAAGGCCCUUAAGGGCGGCUCUAGCAACUUCGGUAUUAUUACCCGUAUCGAUAUAUAG
Microdochium trichocladiopsis is the source of this 411-nucleotide messenger RNA. RefSeq lists its product as uncharacterized. The annotation marks the transcript as partial. The record is from RefSeq and is a predicted model, not a curated record. The transcript has 2 exons. Gene Ontology annotation, molecular function: FAD binding. NCBI's taxonomy places the organism in Eukaryota, Fungi, Ascomycota, Sordariomycetes, Xylariales, Microdochiaceae.